Molecule: messenger RNA, 6550 nt
Organism: Anarrhichthys ocellatus (wolf-eel)
Lineage: Eukaryota; Metazoa; Chordata; Actinopteri; Perciformes; Anarhichadidae
Gene: kdm3b
Product: lysine (K)-specific demethylase 3B
Exons: 25
Coding region: 275-5647 (1790 amino acids)
Biological process (GO): regulation of transcription by RNA polymerase II
Cellular component (GO): chromatin; histone deacetylase complex
Molecular function (GO): transcription coregulator activity; histone H3K9 demethylase activity; chromatin DNA binding
Source: RefSeq, a predicted model, not a curated record
UACGAGGAGUGCGUUUGAUUGUUGCAGGGCUCAAUGGCGGACAGAGCAGGAUAGUCGCGUUAGCACCGAGGACAAUAACAUCUCGACAGAGUGAAUACCUGGCGUGACCCGGUCCGCUGCUGGGUGCAACGUGUGUAACGGGCUCUCUCGUGCACUAACGUUUAGUACAAAGUCGCCGCAGCUGUUUUCCGCUCGUCUUCUAGCGUUCUUGAGUUCCCAUCCCAAGCGGAGAAGUUACACUGUUCAUGGUGGCUGAGUAGCUUGCGAGCAAACCAUGGAGGUCUCAUUAGAACUGAUAGGAAAGCGUCUGCUUUUGCUCCUCGACGACGGCAGGUCUGCGAAUGGAUCCGAGCCGGAGCAGGCUGCAUGGCUCCGGGGAACGGUGCGGGCAGUGAGUGUCAUCGGCCUGCAAGUCCCGGAGGUUAGCGGAGCAGAGGCGACAACAACAACCACCGCUGCUGCAGGGCUGACGGUAUUUGUGGAGUUUGAGAACGCUCUGCAGCGCUGCUCCUGGGUGCAGGUGUUUGAUAAGGGGGUGAAAGCCGUGCUGGUGGAAGACUCUAUUGUUUGGGCCAGUCGAAGUGACGGGAGUACCGGGACUGCCGGAGCUCCGGCAUCGUCCACAGCCUGGCCCGCUCUGGCCUACCGCUCCUUGGUGGACAGAGCGGGUUUAGGAUCGUUGGUUCCUGUGGAGUAUUUUGGAAACAAGAAUUUUGAGUUCCUACCUGAUAACAAAACUGUCCAGAGGUUUGAGGUUGAUAAAGACAUAAGACACCCUUUGCUGCUGGAGCAGCCCUCAGUGCAGGCGGCCAUCUCCAGCUGGCGGACUGACUUUGAGCUGCAGGAGAUCUUCAGGAAGGGUUCAUACACUAUUCAAGGACGCAGGGUUCGCGUGUACCAGCCAGAGUUUGAGGAAUGCUGGGCUUCAGGGCUGGUCUCACAGCACGACCCCAUCUCACACAUCAUGGAGAUUACUAUAGAUAAGGGCGAGAAUCAGACGGUAGACCCUCGCGUGAUACAUGUCAUGCUGGCAGAGGAGCUUGGUAAGAAUGGGCGGCGAAGGAAGGACAGUGAAACAAUGAAGGGUGACAGUGGACGCAGACGUAGGACUGCCUCCGAAGGCGACGAUGACUUGAACUUGAAACGUUUCAAAGGAGCAGGAGAUGCGGCAGCCGAUGGGCAGAACUGUGGCGAAUCCAACAAAAUGCCAGCGGAAGGGAUGGGGAUCUGGGGAGGAGACUCUGCAGAAAGAGUCAGCAGCACAACCAAAAACGGAAGCUCCUCAGAAGGAACCUUUGCUCAGGGCAGAGUGUCGUCCCCAAACACCAACUCCUCACUCCAGAUGGACCAAUCCAGCGCUACUCCUCGUCAUCCUGCCCAUGUCAAAGAAAAUGGGCGUUCUCUCUCCACACAAGGAGCAGCAGAUUCCACCACUGCGGUUACUCACACCCCCACCCCUCCCCCCCUCAAACCAGCCCCCUCUCCCUUCUCCACCACAUCGUUCCCCUCACUCGGCCAGAUGCCGAGCCUGGUCCCUGGCGCUCCGGCCCCCAAGGCCUCCCCAUCCCCCCAGCCAGACCGAGAGGAGGCCUCCCAAUCAGCCUAUUCCAAAACAGCUGCUCUCGUUUCCCCGGGGCCCGUCACCAUUUCUUGGUCGCAUGACAGCGGCCCGAGUGUGGCCCUUUCUGCGUCUGUGGGUUUCAGUCCCAAAGCCCCCGCCUGGGGAAGCCAGACUGAGGCCUCCAAAACGGCAUCAGGCUUUUGUUUGCCCACUGCUUCUGUAUUUGGAGAUGUUACCUCUCAGACGAACGGUGCUCCGACCACUACGACUGCCUCCCAGGACGCUCCCCGGCCCUUUGGCUUCGGCUUCGGGGGAGCGAAGAACGAGACUCAAUCCCAACAAGACCAAAACUUGUUUUUCCAGUGCAUGACCCAGAAUUCUGGAUCCAGCCCAAGCCUAGCUGCUGGUCCAACCCAGUCCAAGGACACCAAUUACUUCACCGCAGUGUCUGACAGCUUGAGUAAAGAGCCCCCGAGCCUUUUCAAGUCCGCAACCUCCACCGAAGGGCUGAAAAAGCCUGAGCAGCCCAAAGUGCCUGAGACCCAUUCAUCUGGAAAUGGUGUGCUCAACAAAUCCUCAUUGGCCUUCCAGGGCAUGGGUGGCUCUGCAGGAGGAAGGGGUUCUGGUCUAAGUAUUGGUGGUCUGACUGGGGCUGCUGGAGCUCCUCUAAGUACUUCUAAGAAGAGCAGUAAUAAUGGGACUUCUGUGGGGGGCUUAGUGCUGCAAUCUGGUUUUAAUACCUCAGAUAGCCACCAGAACCUUUUCCUGCAGGCCUCCAAAGAGCCUGCUAAUCCAUUUCUGGCAUAUGGGGACAAAACCUCCCACACCUCCUUUGCUGGCCUCACUGGGGCUGAGCCACAGACCCUUGGUCCUGCCUCAGACAGCAAGCCAAACCUUUUCACCAUGGCAGAGCCACCGAAGGGGAUUCUGUCUUCCUCUUUCCCAGUGCUCCCAGCUGCUGCUUCACCCAGCUCUUCCUCCUCUCCAGCACCGACCUCAUCACAGAGGCCACAGAGUGAAGGGACUGUGACAAAGGAGGAGCUGGAGGCUGGGGAGAUGCCUACAUCCACCUCAGGCUGCCCCGUGUUUGGAAGCACUGGCCCCGGGGGAAUGGAGGAGGUCCCCGUGUCCUUUGACCAGAGCCAGUCUCAGAAGUUUAGCCUGGAGGAAAGAGGCCAAUCGUCAAAGCGUGACUCUGACUCCAGCAGCAACAGCGACCUGUCAGACCUGAGUGAGAAUGAAGAGGGCCCCGAGAAAGGCCAGAUCCCAGGAGGACCACUUCACCCUGCCACGGACGUGGCAAUGUUGCAGAAAACUAAAAUCCAAGGGGCUGCUAAAAGCCGUCCACGUAACAAGCCUUUCAAAGUGGGCCAGUCGGUACUAAAAGACCAGAGCAAAGUGCGUCGUCUGAAGCAGUCUGGUGAGUCCUUUCUCCAGGAUGGCUCCUGCAUCAAUGUGGCCCCUCACUUGCACAAGUGCCGCGAGUGCCGCCUGGAGCGCUACCGUAAAUAUCGUACCACAGGCGAAGAUAGUGAUGACGAUCACGACCCAAAUGUGUCCUGUCGGUUCUUCCACUUCAGAAGGUUGGCUUUCACUCGUAAAGCGGUACUGCGUGUGGAGGGCUUCCUGAGUCCUCAGCAGAGCGACUCCAUGGCCAUGGGUCUGUGGCUACCUGCACCAGCGGUCCUAGAGGGCCUGGACCUCGAUACUUCCAAGUACAUCCUGGCCAAUGUGGGGGACCAGUUCUGUCAGUUGGUCAUGUCUGAAAAGGAGGCCAUGAUGAUGGUGGAACCUCACCAGAAAGUGGCGUGGAAACGUGCCGUGCGAGGCGUCAGAGAAAUGUGUGAUGUGUGUGAGACCACCCUGUUCAACAUUCACUGGGUGUGUCGCAAGUGUGGCUUUGGAGUGUGUCUGGACUGCUAUCGGCUCCGCAGGAACCGGGCACGGGAGGAUGUCGAUGAAGGUCCAGAGGACGAGGUUUUCUCUUGGUUGAAGUGUGCCAAAGGUCAACCUCACGAGCCACAGAGCCUUAUGCCUACGCAGAUUAUACCUGGGACAGCUCUUUACAACAUAGGUGACAUGGUGCACUCAGCGAGAGGCAAGUGGGGUAUUAAGGCCAAUUGUCCCUGUACCAGUCGACACACUAAGCCUCUAGUACGCCCUAGUGCCCCCAAUGGGAUUUCACAGCAGUCUACAACAGGUAGUAGUGGGAUCCUCGCAGGUGCAGCUCCUGGUAUCGCCACCACCCCAAAACCAGAGGGAGAAACUUCAGCCAUCAAAACAGAAACUACGCAAACAGCAGCGCCAUCAGACAGCGGGGGAGGAGAAAGUGUGGGCGGUGUCAGUAACUCAACCAGUGGUACGUCCUCCCCCUGUAACCUCACCCAGUCCUCCGCCAAGGAGUCCCGCUCAUCAGGAGAGGGCAACAGCUCGGCUCUGCACUGGCUGGCAGACUUGGCCACACAGAAAGCCAAGGAUGACACCAAGGAAUCCGGUUCACUUCGCUCCAUGAUGAGUCGAGACAGCCGGCCUGCCUUUGGCCUGGACUCACUCAGUGCCCUGUCAAAGCCUUCUGCUUCCAGUCCUAAGCUAUUCAACAGUCUGUUACUGGGCUCCAGCAUGGCCCAAUCCAAACCCGAGGGGUCCAGUCUCCGGGAUCUGCUCAACUCUGGACCGGGCAAACUCCCCCAGGGGCCCGGAGAGAGCGGGGUGCCAUUCCCCUCUGUCUUUACCUCGGCAGGGAGUGACAAGCUGAAGAGCAGCCUCCCCAACUUCCUGGAUCACAUCAUCGCCUCAGUUGUGGAGACCAAGAAGGCAGAAGGCCGUCGGACCGGGGUGUCCGAGGGAGGCGAGCUGGGUGUUCUGGGCGGCCGCAAAGACGGAGUAAUGGGCCUCAGUGUUUUGGAACCACAUACCUCACACUCCUGGCUCUGUGACGGACGACUCCUCUGCCUACAGGAUCCCAGCAACAGCAACAACUGGAAGAUCUUCAGAGAGUGCUGGAAGCAGGGACAACCCGUGUUGGUGUCGGGGAUACACAAACGCCUGAAAAGUGAUUUGUGGCGGCCCGAUGCCUUCAGUAGGGAGUUUGGAGACCAGGAUGUAGACCUGGUCAACUGUAGAAACUGUGCUAUCAUCUCUGAUGUGAAGGUGCGAGACUUCUGGGACGGCUUCGAGAUCAUCUCUAAGCGACUGCAGGACAGUGAAGGCCAGCCCAUGGUGUUGAAACUAAAGGAUUGGCCUCCAGGUGAAGACUUCAGGGACAUGAUGCCCACACGGUUUGAUGAUCUGAUGGAUAACCUCCCUUUGCCCGAGUACACAAAAAGAGACGGUCGUUUAAACCUCGCUGCCCGUCUGCCCAACUUCUUCGUGCGUCCUGACCUUGGACCCAAGAUGUACAACGCCUAUGGCUUAACCUCGUCUGAAGACAGGAAAGUGGGAACCACUAAUCUCCAUCUGGAUGUCUCUGAUGCCGUCAACGUCAUGGUCUAUGUUGGUAUCCCUCAAAUAGAGGGAGACCCAGGGCAAGAGGCAGAUAUCAAUGGACGCAAAGAGGUCAUGACCACUAUUGAGGAGGGCGAUGUGGAUGAAAUGACGAAGAGGCGGGUGUACGAGGCGAAGGAGAAACCUGGAGCUCUCUGGCACAUCUACGCUGCCAAGGACGCUGAGAAGAUCAGAGAACUUCUCCGCAAGGUGGGAGAGGAGCAGGGUCAAGAGAACCCUCCAGACCACGACCCCAUCCACGACCAGAGCUGGUACCUGGACCAGGUGCUCCGCCGCAGGCUCUAUGAAGAAUAUGGCGUGCAGGGAUGGGCCAUUGUACAGUUCUUAGGAGAUGCUGUGUUUAUCCCCGCUGGAGCUCCACACCAGGUUCACAACCUGUACAGCUGCAUCAAGGUGGCAGAGGACUUUGUGUCUCCUGAGCAUGUAAAGCACUGUUUCAGACUGACCCAGGAGUUCAGACACCUGUCCACGACUCACACAAACCACGAAGACAAGCUACAGGUGAAGAACAUCAUCUAUCAUGCAGUGAAGGACGCUGUUGGGACACUGAAGGCCCAUGAACCUAAACUAGCACGCCCGUAGUUCCUCACUUACUGUAAUCCCAAAAUAACCAGCCUCCUACAACCACUCCACGACGUACACACACACAAUAUACAUUAAAUACCUACACACACACAAGUACAGGCUGCAGAGUACAAAGAUAGUGUAAGUUAUUUUGGGGCAGUGAAGGUCUGGGUUUGGGGAAAGAGAACAUUUGAUUUGGGGAGGGAUUAGACGGGGGAGGGGCUAAUCAGCGCUUGGAUGAAGGAAGUCCUUUAUCGCUGUUACACAGUACGCUCAGACUUGUCUAGUUGUUUUCCAAUUAUUAUUUUUUUUGGAUUAACUGUAUUUAAGAUCAGUGUGUUUGUUCUGUUGUUUUCAUUGUAAAUGUAAGAUGUGAGAGUUCAGGAUGUAAAUGCUGACUUGCCUCUGGAGCAGAGGUUCAGCUUCCAUGUAAGUGACUGACAAAAUGCAAGUUCUGGGCUAACUUUCCUAUUUUCAUGACGUUGAUAUUAUUUUUCUUAAAUAGGUGCGAGGUUAACCUGUGUUUGUAGACAUUUUUUGUUGUUGGAGUUUUUAAACAGCUGAUUGCUUCUGCCCUCUGAGGCUGUAAUGAAUUUGUGAAGCAGCCAGUGAGGGGAAGCAGACCAAAGUUUUGUAUUUUUUGUUUUUUUUAUUUCACUUUUAGAGUAAGAAGUCUUUUCUUUUUAUACACCACAAGGCAAUGAUCAGGAGGACUUCAGAGAGGGCAGGUUUCAUUUUAUUAUUUUUGGUCACCUAUCUUUGUCUCAUGGGCUGAGUGAACUGCAGACUUCCAACAACAUUGUUCAAGAAUCACAAUUGCAGCUGAAUAGAACUACUGGCCAUUAACAUUGUAUCAAUAUAUAUAUAUAUAUUGAUCUUAGCAGUCUGUUUGAUUUUUCACAUUAAAGUUUACAAAAACUA